Messenger RNA from Phragmites australis (common reed), 1872 nucleotides. RefSeq names its product protein PLASTID TRANSCRIPTIONALLY ACTIVE 16, chloroplastic-like. The record is from RefSeq and is a predicted model, not a curated record. Bases 108 to 1604 code for a protein of 498 amino acids. The transcript is spliced from 4 exons. NCBI's taxonomy places the organism in Eukaryota, Viridiplantae, Streptophyta, Magnoliopsida, Poales, Poaceae.
UCCAGACAUGGCACCCCACGCGCGUGCCACCCAUCUCCACCCCUCCCUCACAUCCCACGGCCCCCAUGCCCAACACAUGUUCGACCUCCUGACGCCCCAGCGUCCCGAUGGCUCCCGCACUCACCUCCAACCCGCCCUCCUUCCGCCCCCUCUCCUCCCCACUCCGCCGCCGCGCCGCCACCAUCCUCUGCCGCGUCGGCGCCGGCGGCAAGCCGGGCAAGGACUCCGGGGCGGAUGACGAUGCCAAGAAGAGGCCCGGCCUCUUCGUGGACUUCAGCAAGCUGACGGACGCCAAGUCGCUGAUACCGGCAUUCCCGUCGCAGGCGGCGGGGUCGAUCUUCGCGGACGGGAGGGGAAGGAAGGACCCGCAGACUGUGUUCGUUGCAGGCGCCACGGGGCAGGGUGGUGUUCGCAUCGCGCAGACGCUGCUGCGGCAGGGGUUCGCCGUGCGCGCGGGCGUCCCGGACCUCGCGUCCGCGCAGGAGCUGGCGCGGCUCGCGGCAGCGUACCGGCUCAUAUCCCCCGCGGAGGCGCGCCGGUUGAAUGCGGUGGAGUCGGACUUUGACGACCCCGAGACGAUCGCCAAGGCCAUUGGUCCCGCUGCCAAGGUGGUGGUAACCGUCAGCCCGGCCGAGAAGGGGCCAGAAGGCGGGGGCGUCACCACCGAUGACGCGCUCCGGGUGGUGCAGGCCGCGGACCUCGCCAGCGUAGCGCACGUCGUGGUCGUGUAUGACGAGGGGGUCAGCGGCCUCGGCGGCGAUGCGUCCACGUACAAUGUGCUCGAAGGCUUGACGUCCUUCUUCUCGAACCUCUUCUCUCGCGUGCAGACGCUGCCGCUGAGGGAGUUCUUGGCCAAGAUGGCGGAGACUGAUGUCAGGUAUACACUAGUCAAGACUUCGCUUACCGAUGACUACAGCCCUGAGAGCUCCUACGCCUUGGUCCUGGUCAAGGAGGGUGCAUCGCCCAGCACGACUUCCACUACAGACACCGGCAAGGUGUCAAAGUCACAGAUUGCUGCCCUUGUGGCUGAUGUCUUCUCCAACGUGGCAGUCGCUGAGAACAAGGUUGUUGAAGUUUCUACUAGCUCAUCAGCAACAUCCAAGCCCGUAGCAGAGGCUUUCACAGCUAUCCCUGAAGACAGUAGAAGAAGGGAGUACCAAGAAGGUGCCGCAAAGGCAAAGGCAGAAGAGGAGGCCCUGGCCUCACAGCGAGCUGAAGAGGCUGCAAGUAACCCGCAAGCCAAGAGGCAGAUGGCACCCUCAGAAGAGGCAGCUGCAAACGUGGCGAACGAGGCCCAGGCCUCCCUGGAGAACCUUCUGAGCAGAACUAAAGGGCUUAGCGCAGACUUCUCCUGGGAGAAGCUCAGCACACAGCUUGCAGAAGCAACUACUGCUCGGACCUCCACAGAGAAGGAACCGAAGGCACAGAUUGCUACGGUGCGAGGCCGAGCGAAGGCGAAGAAGCUGGCACCACAGAGAGCCGUCGUGAAGCUAGCGGCGCAGAAGGUGCAGCCAAAACCGAAGCAGUCGGAUCCCAAGCCGGAAGUGAGGCCAGUGUUUGGUGGCCUCUUCAAGCAAGAAACAGUAUACGUGGACGACGACUGAGGGAAUGAAAGCCAUUUUAUCUUCUCUACGUGAUUUCUGUCCAAGGCUUUGGUAUGUUCUUGGAAUGUGAAUGAGUAAAGAUGUAUAAAAUUGGCUGCAACAACGCAUUGUUCUGUCGAUGGAUGACCAACCCCUAUUUCGUUGUGAAGAACUUGUUCGAUGGCCUCAAUAGUUUUACGGAAAGGUCAAUCUUUCACUUUUCUUUUCCUUAAGAGGAAAGGGUAGUCCAAUGUUAUAAUGCUUCUUGUAAUACUAUCUUAUUGGUUCC